AGAGGAAGAAGAAGCACCGGAGCGAGCAGAUUGAGGAUGAAAUCAGGGAGCUCCGGGAGCAGCUGCAGGUCAGCCAAUCCCAGCUACAGCUCGAGAGGGAGGCAGAUACCCGCCGCCGCGGCCAGGAACUGGAAAAUUCUCGCAGGAGGGAGGAAGACGUAAGAAAGGAGUUUGAGAGCUGGAAGGAAGAAGAAAGAAAAAAGUUUUUCCAGGAAAUGGAGCGCCUAAGACAGGAGCUCCUGGUGGAGUUUCAGGGUAUUGCUGUGAAGAACCAGUCUAUUGAAGCGAAACUGCAGGAGAUUCAAGUGGGAACUCCAGUGCUGUCGACUGGGACGACAUACCACACUGAGGAUCACACGGAGGAGCUGAGAAACUGGAAGGAGAGAUUUGAGAAGCUG
Messenger RNA from Rhincodon typus (whale shark), 398 nucleotides. RefSeq names its product cilium assembly protein DZIP1L-like. Gene Ontology annotation, cellular component: cytoplasm; ciliary basal body. The transcript is spliced from 3 exons. The record is from RefSeq and is a predicted model, not a curated record. Lineage: Eukaryota; Metazoa; Chordata; Chondrichthyes; Orectolobiformes; Rhincodontidae. Gene Ontology annotation, biological process: cilium assembly. The annotation marks the transcript as partial.